AUGGCAUCGUCCAUCUCAGACUAUAAACAUACCCAAAGCAGCAAAAGAGAGCUGUCGCCUUCAAGUUCUUCCAUCACCUCGAUUACAAAAAAGACCCGUUUAGAUACCCUAUUUGACACAUCCACGCAAGAAGAACAGGUGUCUGACUUGGUGAUUGGCGACGACUAUCAGCCAUCCAUAGGUGCACAAACUCCCACAUUCGAGAACAGAAUGGGAUCCUUCGUAGAGCCCGGCAGUGGUGGUUAUGAUCGCACACCCACAAUAGAUGUUCAAGCACACACGGCAACGACCAGUAUGGCGCAUGCCUUGCUCGGCAUUCAAGGUGAUGUACUCGACGACAUUGAUGAAGACGAUGAAGACGACGACGACGAUGAAUACUUUAACGAUGCAAUUGACUUGGACGAAAAGCCCUAUCGAAGGUCGCUUUACAGCGAGCUAGUGACAAGCAGCAAUCUGCCCGAUGACGACGAUCGACGAAAGAGCAAUCUGCUAUCGUCAACACUAUUUGAAAACGAAGACGAAGACGAGGAGGGCACAACAGACUUUGAAAACAAGACAACGCUGCCAUUAAGCAGAUCCUUUGCACAGCGACAGCACCAGACCAGCUUUGAUGAGGAGGUCGACAGACUCUUUUCAAGCCAUAAUCCUGCAGACGAGCCUGAAUUCGUAUUAUCCUCAGCAGCCAAAUUGAGCAUUUUGCAGCAGCAGCAUCAGCACGGCCCAUUAUGGCACACAGACAAACCACAUUUCUUGACGGAUGAAUACUUCCAGCACCAUGGACCGCAAGAUCGAUCCAUACCAUUGGACGAUAAGACCCCCCACACAGCAUCUAUCGCAUCGUAUUUCGACUCUCAAUUUGAACGACUAGGUGUCAUGGGCUCUGGUGAAUUUGCUCGUGUUCUGAAAGCUCGCUGUACAAUAACAAACCAACUCUACGCCAUCAAAAAGUCAAAGAACUGUUUCAGCGGCUGGGACGAUCGAUGGUUGCAGUUGACUGAAGUAGACCAUCUGAGAAUGGUCAAGGACAGCGACCAUUGCGUCAAGAUGAUCAACGCGUGGGAGGAGAAGGGCUACUUGUAUAUUCAGUUGGAAUUGUGCUCUGGAGGAAGUCUUGACACAUUCAUCGAGUCCAAGAACAGAAGCAUCGUAGAAGACCAAGUAUGGAGCAUAUUCCACAAACUAGUGCUUGGAAUCAACGAUAUACACGCAGCAGACAUUGCACAUUUAGAUUUGAAACCCUCAAAUAUUUUAAUCGACGAUCAAGGCUGUUUGAAGAUUGCAGACUUUGGCAUUUCAGUGCGAACGCCAGUGGACGCUCGAUGGGUGAAGGGCGAGGGAGACAGACGCUACAUGGCUCCGGAUUUACUGAGAGAGAACUUUGACAAGCCAGCAGACAUCUUUAGUUUGGGUUUGAUUUUGUUGGAACUAGCAACAGGAAUUGUGUUACCAGGCACCGGCGAAUCAUGGGAAAUGCUUAGACUGGGUGAUUUCUCCAAACAAAAAGAAGCAUUGUCAAAGCUAUCUCUGGAAAUGAGCGAGAUGAUUGAAUGGCUACUGACAACCGAGGCAAAAGAGAGGCCCACUGCACACGAUAUCAUGCAACAUCCCUCCUUCAUCAAGGUCCAAUCUACCGCUCUGGAAGAAGGCACACUCUUAAGCUACGUACAGGAGCACGCUGAAAUGGCAUCAAACACUCCUUCUCGCUUGUCAAUAGCAGAAGCAAAUGGUUAUUUAAACUAG
This is a messenger RNA of Mucor velutinosus, 1740 nucleotides long. RefSeq names its product ER-derived vesicles protein erv46. The record is from RefSeq and is a predicted model, not a curated record. Gene Ontology annotation, cellular component: cytoplasm; nucleus. NCBI's taxonomy places the organism in Eukaryota, Fungi, Mucoromycota, Mucoromycetes, Mucorales, Mucoraceae. Bases 1 to 1740 code for a protein of 579 amino acids. Gene Ontology annotation, biological process: negative regulation of G2/MI transition of meiotic cell cycle; protein phosphorylation. The transcript is spliced from 3 exons. Gene Ontology annotation, molecular function: protein tyrosine kinase activity; ATP binding.